This is a messenger RNA of Vigna radiata var. radiata (mung bean), 1156 nucleotides long. RefSeq names its product peroxidase 66. Gene Ontology annotation, biological process: hydrogen peroxide catabolic process; response to oxidative stress. The record is from RefSeq and is a predicted model, not a curated record. Bases 45 to 1025 code for a protein of 326 amino acids. Gene Ontology annotation, molecular function: heme binding; peroxidase activity. Gene Ontology annotation, cellular component: plant-type cell wall; plasmodesma. NCBI's taxonomy places the organism in Eukaryota, Viridiplantae, Streptophyta, Magnoliopsida, Fabales, Fabaceae. The transcript is spliced from 3 exons.
UCAUCACUUUUCCAGUCAUAAUUACUUGUUUCACUUCCAAAAAAAUGGCAUUUUUGCCAUAUUCAGAAUGCAUUGUUCUUUGUGCAACCAUUUUUCUCUUCUUCACGUUAUCAUCAUCAAUGUCUCAAGCAGAGCUUGAUGCUCAUUACUACGAUAAAACAUGUCCACAGGCAGAGAACAUAAUUUCAGACACUGUUCUCAGUGCUUCCAAAUUUGACCCAAAAGUCCCAGCUCGGAUCUUGAGGAUGUUCUUCCAUGAUUGUUUCAUAAGGGGCUGUGAUGCAUCGAUAUUGCUGGACUCAACUCCCAAAAACCUGGCUGAAAAAGAUGGUCCACCUAAUCUCUCUGUUCAUUCAUUCUAUGUCAUUGAUGAAGCCAAGACCAAGCUUGAGAAAGCUUGUCCACACACUGUUUCUUGUGCUGAUAUAAUCGCCAUUGCAGCUAGAGAUGUGGUAGCACAGUCUGGAGGACCAUAUUGGAAUGUGCUAAAAGGAAGAAAAGAUGGAAGGGUGUCGAAGGCAUCAGAAACAGUGAACUUGCCAGCUCCAACCUUAAAUGUGAAUGAACUGAUUAAGAGUUUUGCAAAGAGAGGUUUAGGAGUGAAAGAUAUGGUGACUCUCUCUGGUGGCCACACUCUUGGAUUUUCACACUGUUCUUCUUUCCAAGCAAGAGUUCAUAACUUCAGUUUGUUGCAUGCUAUUGACCCUAGUUUGAACACUGAGUUUGCACUAGACCUGAUAAGGAACUGUCCAAAACUAAACACAAACCCCAAUGCUGGACACUUCCUGGACGCAACAUCAUCGGUGUUUGACAAUGAUUACUAUAGACAGUUGCUGGUCGGAAAGGGUUUGUUCUCAUCAGAUCAGUCUCUUGUUGGGGAUCAAAGAACCAGGUGGAUUGUGGAAGCAUUUGCCAAAGAUCAGGGCUUCUUCUUCAGAGAAUUUGUGGCUUCAAUGUUGAAACUUGGUAAUGUGGGGGUCUCUCAAAAUGGGGAAGUCAGACUUAAUUGCAAGGUUGUCAAUUGAGGAAGAGAGAGAUCGAUGAACUUAGCAUCGAUUUUUUUGCUUCUUUCCUUCCACCUCUGCUCUAUGGAGAACAAUUGUCCAAUGAUAUCUUCUUCUUGUGUGUUUAAAUAAGAGAAAAAUGUUCACUUCUA